Messenger RNA from Diachasma alloeum, 927 nucleotides. RefSeq lists its product as uncharacterized. The record is from RefSeq and is a predicted model, not a curated record. Lineage: Eukaryota; Metazoa; Arthropoda; Insecta; Hymenoptera; Braconidae. The coding region runs from base 47 to 442 and encodes 131 amino acids. The transcript is spliced from 3 exons.
UUUUUAUCUGUGGGAAAUAAUUUUUCAUUUAUUAUCAAUUGGGAGAAUGGCCUGCCUAAGAGUUGUUGCUGUUCUACUUGUGGCAGUACUUUAUGUCACGAUUGUCGAUGGUGCAGCAGUUCGUACAGACAUUUUCGAGAAGUCUCUUCAGGCCAUCGCACAGGAGACCGAAGACGAGAGACUGAGGAUCGAACGUGCAGCCACUACGCUAGCACCAGGAGCCAUCAACCAAACUAUCUGUGGCAAUCAACCUUGUGGAUGGGCAGUCUAUACGCCAUUCAUAAGGCAACUUCAAACGUACAUCUCGAAUACGUGCACGUGUAGUGACAGAACCUUCAAAUGCAUUCGCACGGACGACGACCUUUCGGUGAACGCGUAUGUCUACCACUGUCGUCAGAACGCCACAGAUGACGCCAUCGAGGCACCCGAGAACGCCGACUAAUCAUUUGCCACCACAAUUAGCCAUUUUUUCAUGAAUUUCUUUUCAUUAGCUAGUACCCCUUAUGUGCGUGUGUUCCUCGUAUCAUUCGCUAGUAAUGGAGAAGACAGAGAGGGAAAUGACGAGAAAGUAAGUGACAAAUAUAGACACAUAGGUAGUAAGACACAGUUUUGCUUUACCGUUAGAUUCUAAAUUUGCGAAAGGAAAGAGUCUAGCACCGAUGUCGGUGGCCGAGUGGGCUAGACGCAAGUCUAGUGUGCGGAAGGUUGCGAGUUCGAUCCCGAGGGGAACCGAAUUUUUCAACCUGAGGCUCCGGCGAGCGGGAGGUUGCUAAUAGAGUGAUCGCCUGUACCGACAUGGAUUUCGUGAGGUUUCCUAUGCUACUCCAAUGUUGUGUAGGAGUGCGAAUGCGGCACAGUGUAGAAUCCACAGGCGCAUGCAUAGGGUUGGAUAGAAGUGCCGAGUGGGAUCCGAAAAGGGCUCUGAGG